AUGGCAUUUCUGGGUCACAUUGACUGCGAAGGAACCAUGAUCAGUCGUGAGCUUUUCUGCAGCGGUGGGUCCAAGAACCAAUCGCAACAGGAUGAUAUCGAGACAAUCGAGGGUUCCAGGACCUACAUCAAGACCUUUGACCAGAAGAGCCUGCUGCAGGCUAUGGGCAGUCCCAGCACGGUGCGCUAUGUGGCCAGCUCCGAGUCGUCCAGCGAAAUGCAUUCAUUGGACGAGACGGAGAGCUCCAUUUUCCGCCGCUGUUUACUCGAAUCCCAAAGGACACUGUUGGCCGAAAACGAGGAAUAUGCAGACGAUCAAGAGCUUGAAACCGAAACAAUUUGCCUGCAUCUAGGAAGUCCUAGGAGUAGCAGUGGCAGCAACAAUACCUCAAGCAACAGAUCAAGCAACUCUCGCGAAUCCGAGGACCAGGAGAAGAGCUCAACCACCUCCAUGUGCAGCUGGGAGGAGGCCAUGUCCCGGGGUGAGAGCUCCCAGGAGGAGACUCGCAAUUUCAGUGUACCUUCACUACACCUGGGUUCCCAUCGGGGCUCGGCUCCGAUGACCUAUACCCGUCGCCUUCAUCCGCAGCGACUGGAAAGGCCAGCCGAUGAGGCCUACGAGAACUGGCUGUCGGCCAAGCAACAGCAGGCCAAAUAUCGUCGCCAGGCGGAGCAAAAGUCCAAGGAGGAGCAACUGCAGCGAGCGGAGCUGCGUCAGCGGUUGUCCCAGGAGCGAUUCCCGCCUGCUGCAAUGGGAGCGGGAAAAACUGAGGCUGGCGGAGAAGAGGCGUCUGCAGCUGCGAAUGCCGAGCAACGGAGACAGCAGGAAAACCUAAAGCGUCAACAGCAGGCGGAUCAAGCCUUCCAGCGAUGGAUGAGCCAUGUGGAUCAGCGACCCAAGCCAGUGCCCAGCAGUCAGGGAAUCAACUCUCUGAGAGGCACCAUCUCCGAACUGUACAUCAAUCCCAAUCGGUGGGUGGACUGA
Molecule: messenger RNA, 984 nt
Organism: Drosophila serrata
Lineage: Eukaryota; Metazoa; Arthropoda; Insecta; Diptera; Drosophilidae
Source: RefSeq, a predicted model, not a curated record